Molecule: messenger RNA, 1703 nt
Organism: Betta splendens (Siamese fighting fish)
Lineage: Eukaryota; Metazoa; Chordata; Actinopteri; Anabantiformes; Osphronemidae
Exons: 6
Coding region: 257-1186 (309 amino acids)
Source: RefSeq, a predicted model, not a curated record
GAGCUGUAAUUAUGGAGUUAACUAAUACAAGUCCCUUUAAAUCUAUUUAAAUAUGAAGAAGUGGUAAAUGAGAGACAUAUUUUAUAUAAUAAUUAGAAUACUAAUAAAUAUAUUUUACCAUAGUUUAAUUUCUAGAUGUUGAUUGUUUAAAUUUUUAAUCGUUCUUAUAUUCCACAUAAUAUUAUUAUCUGAGCUUCAUUAACAUCAAUUUGCUUCAGACUAGAGGUUGAUAUUUGUUUUGCCUGUUUCAGAAACCAUGGUGCGGAUUAUUGGUAUUUAUCUAUUUCUGCUGCUGGGUGUCGCAGCAGCAGGCCAGGGGCUGUUGGUGUCAGUAACACAGCUGACUUCGCUGGAGCAAAUCAAAGAAAGUUUACUGAAUAGUCUGCAGAACUUGCAAUGCUCAAAAAAGACGGGCUGUAAGAGCUGGGAGUCUGUUCAAUCCAAAGACAUACUGACAUUGAACACAUCUGGCACCUACUGCUGUAAAGGCUCAAACCUUUACUGUCGUCUGGAGGUACAGGUACUAAAAGGUUGUUUAUAUGUUUAUGGUGUGGAAUUCUCAAAAAACCCCGAAUGCAAAAUAAAUGUUGACAAGCAAUACUGUGCAAACGCAUGUCUGAAGAAUCAGAGCUGUCAUUUCUUCACUUUCAACAAAAGAAGCAAAGAUUGUUUCCUGAUGGCAUCAAUUGAUUUAAAGGAUAUAAACAUCGAUGGAAAUAUCUUCUCAGGGUACUUUCAAAAGAACUACUGCACAGAUGCCUCGUUGGCGGAUUUAAUCACCCCCUUUAACAAUUCUGAUUACGACACAGGACUCUAUUUUUACAAUGACAGCAGAAGCUGGUUUUAUGCUCUUAGGUUCUGUGGCACACAGAAUUACACUCUGGUUGAGAUCACUGAUGGCACGGUGGAGGAUGACGUAACAAAUCUACUACAAAAUGAGACAGUCACACAGAACGGGGUGUGGGUCGGUCUGGAACGCCCCAUCUUUGGCUUCGACACCACCUGGAGGUGGAUUACAGGAGGAGAAGUUAACACGUCUCAGUGGAGCAGCAGCUCUCCUCCAUCCUCCACUAACAAAUACUGUGGGAAGAUAAUCUGGGUGAACGAGACACAAACAAUUAAACUGCUUGAUGACGACUGUUUUAAAGAGUUACCUUUUAUCUGCCAAGGUAAGAUGUUUAAAUGAAGCCUCAGUCAGAUUUUUCAUCAUUUUUCUUGACAGUAAAGAAAUACUGAUCACCUUUGUCUUUAUUCUACCAGAUUCUACAUAAAGACUGUGAAGUCCGGACAAUUCUCAUUUUUAUUCUUCUUUUUGUGACUUUUUUUUAAUAUUCUUGAUUUUCACCAGGGCAUUGAAAGUAACAUACAGAUGUGUUAAACCAUCAGUUAUACUAUAAAUAUAAUAAACUAUUGUGUUUACUCACAACAUAAGCACCAAAAAAAAUACUCAUUUGAGAAUCUUACAAAUGUAAACAACAUCUUGGCAAAAACAAAAUAUAAUUCUUUGUUGUCUUUUUUGUCAGAAUCUGAAAGCUCAUUUUCCAUAAAAAGACAUUUAAGCUAUUAGAGGAGCUUAGUAUGUACACAGCACUGAUGUUUCCCACACAACCCACUGAUUCACAUUGCACUGAAGACAUUUAAUUUUCUUUACUCUGAAAUAUUUUUAUUUCUUAAGUCUUCAGAGUUUAAUGUAGUUUUAUACC